Geosmithia morbida is the source of this 702-nucleotide messenger RNA. RefSeq names its product DASH complex subunit Duo1. Gene Ontology annotation, cellular component: mitotic spindle; DASH complex. The transcript is spliced from 2 exons. The record is from RefSeq and is a predicted model, not a curated record. The coding region runs from base 1 to 702 and encodes 233 amino acids. NCBI's taxonomy places the organism in Eukaryota, Fungi, Ascomycota, Sordariomycetes, Hypocreales, Bionectriaceae. Gene Ontology annotation, biological process: mitotic cell cycle.
AUGGCAGACGAGUCAGAGUACACGGAGUCGGAUAUAUGGGCGUCGCCGUCACAGAAUGUCCCGACCCGCCCCAAGACGCCCAAGACUCCCAGGACGCCCAGAACACCAAAGACACCCACAGGUCAGCAAGAUGCGCAUGCAGAGACCAUCGACCCCGAGGCCGCACUGCGCAAAGAACUAGAAGGCGUGCGCAACGUCAACGAGUCGAUCGAGGGCGUAAUUGCUGCCCUCGAGAAGUCCGGCGGCAACAUGAAUACCGUACUCAGCACAGUAAACCAUGCCUCGACGCUCCUCAACUCAUGGACCCGAAUCCUGUCGCAGACCGAACACAACCAACGCCUGAUCCUCAACCCAGCGUGGAAGGGGGCCACAGAGGACUUGGCCGAACAGGAAGCAGAAGCCCUGCGGAGGCAGCAGGCUGCCGAGCGAAGAGCGGCCGAGGAGGAGCAGAGGCGUGAGGAGUUGCGGAGGCGACGCGAGGAAGAAGAGAGCAAGAGGAGGGUGGGUACAUCCACAUCCCGGGGUACCCGCGGCUUGGUCAGAACACGUAGUACUCGGGCGAGGGCUGGGACCGUUACUCGGGGCGGUGCGGCUUCGAGCAGCGUGAGGGGUAGCUCGAUUGCCAGCGCGAGUGGCCGAGCAGGUUCCGGCAUCGGGAGGGGACUCGGUGUCGCCCGAGGCCGCCCACGGGGCACGAGAUGA